AUGGCGUCGCUACAUCAGCUCCUUAUCUGGUCGCUAGCGCUAAUACAAGUCAAUGCUGAUAAUGAUUGUCAGCUUCUCGGCGGUGUCAUGUACGGUUAUCCAGUUAGCCAAGUUUGUGCUGGAGAAACGAAAAGCAGCAGGAGCGUGCUGAUAGAUAUGUAUGAGACUAAUGACGUCACAGCGUGUGAAUGCACGGUCACAACGUGUGGAUGCACGGCCACAGUGAACGCACCAACAGGGCCCACAGCUCUGACGGUGUCGAACUUUCAGAACCUAGGACCACUUGCAUUAUGUAGGUCGUCUGUUUUACUUGAAGCUGCUUCUGGUGGAAGUCUUUCCGGACAGUGUGAAGCGGUGUUUGGAAGUAUCCCAGUAGAAAAUGGUGACGUCAUCACGAUUACGCUGAACAAGCAGGCCCAGAGUGAUUCUAGAUACUGCUUGUCACUGACACUAGAACUGGUCAUACCUCUACAUAUCACAGAACUGGUCAUAUCUCUACAUAUUACAGAACUGGUCAUACCUCUACAUAUCACAGAACUGGUCAUACCUCUACAUAUCACAGAACUGGUGAUUUCAUAUCACUCUCUACAAAAUGUACCUCAUGGCACUGCCCCACUAAACUCGUCAACUUACGAGGCUGACAUUAAUUGCACCACAACAACUCCAAAACCAACUACAACCACCACCACAACAACUCCGAAACCAACCACCACCACCACCAUAACAACUCCAAAACCAGCCACAACCACCACCACAACAACUCCAAAACCAGCCACAACCACCACCACAACAACUCAAAAACCAACUACAACCACCACCACAACAACUCCAAAACCAGCCACAACCACCACAACAACAACAACAACUCCAAAACCAACUACAACUCCAAAACAAACGCUUCGGCCUCUGACUACUAAAGCCCCUCCAUCUCCGGUGACCACCACUACCACUACCACACCCAUCACAACCACAUUUACCACUACCACAACCACUACGACACCAAGCCCGACCCCAAUCACUCCAACACCAACCAGUCCCACUCCACCGCCGUAUUCCUCGGAGGGCACUUCAGCCACGACCUCCAGUAGUGAAGAUAAUGACGUCUUUGAGCAGAGCCAACACAAUAUGACAAUAAUAAUUCCGGUGGUGACAGGGUUUUUCCUGUUGAUCGUUCUGCUGAUAGUGUUAAGGUCCUGCUGUACAAGAAACAGGAAACGGGUAGAGAAAUCACCAUUGAGCCCCGACCCUAGGUAUUACGCCGGAGGGUAUAACGGGGCCAAGAACCCUGUUCACUCCGGAUACGACCAAAGAUAUGUGAAACACAACAGCGGUAUGAAGGAGAACGUAUUAUAUGAUAACUCAGACUCGUUUCCGACUGACCCCACUCCUGUCCUGGUCAGAAGUGACCCAGAAAUAAUAACAAGUUUUGCUUCAGUAGAGAGACUGUACUCGGAGGGGACAGCGCCACCUGAGCCGGAACCUACAUUACAAGAUACCACAUUUGUCGUUAUGAACGAACCGGAAGUUUCCGAUACAAACGAGUCCGAUGGGGACAACAAUGUGGACAAUAAUGCGGCAGUGAUGACGGAACAAGACCCCAACACAGGACUUGGUAAUGUGUCAGUCUAUAGCGACAGUACUGUCGACAGCUUCCAUAGCUCCCAAGGAGAAGCGGAUGUAGAUGAAAACAUCAAUAUUGAUCCGGAAACACCGCUGUAUUCAGUUGUGAACAAAAGACCUUCUGGGAAGCACGUGGCCCAUCUGCAAAUAUGAUUAACUAUCUCUCCAACUAGCGCGU
Molecule: messenger RNA, 1798 nt
Organism: Mizuhopecten yessoensis (Yesso scallop)
Lineage: Eukaryota; Metazoa; Mollusca; Bivalvia; Pectinida; Pectinidae
Exons: 7
Coding region: 1-1773 (590 amino acids)
Source: RefSeq, a predicted model, not a curated record